Messenger RNA from Kogia breviceps (pygmy sperm whale), 1557 nucleotides. RefSeq names its product mediator complex subunit 19 (gene MED19). Gene Ontology annotation, biological process: positive regulation of transcription by RNA polymerase II. Gene Ontology annotation, molecular function: transcription factor binding; transcription coregulator activity. The record is from RefSeq and is a predicted model, not a curated record. Gene Ontology annotation, cellular component: mediator complex. NCBI's taxonomy places the organism in Eukaryota, Metazoa, Chordata, Mammalia, Artiodactyla, Physeteridae.
ACGCCAGACACCGGGACAGCGCUGGGGUAGAGGGGACGAUGGAGAAUUUCACGGCGCUGUUCGGGGCUCAGGCUGACCCACCGCCUCCCCCAACUGCACUCGGCUUCGGAGCUGGAAAACCUCCACCGCCACCGCCUCCUCCUCCGGGUGGAGGGCCCGGCCCCGCCCCGCCCCCAACCGCGGCCUCGGCCCCUUCCGGCGCUGACAAGUCAGCGGCAGGUUGUGGCCCCUUCUACCUAAUGCGGGAACUGCCAGGCAGCACAGAGCUGACAGGCAGCACUAAUCUGAUCACACACUACAACCUGGAACAUGCCUAUAAUAAAUUCUGUGGGAAGAAAGUGAAGGAGAAGCUAAGUAACUUCCUGCCUGACCUCCCGGGGAUGAUUGAUCUGCCUGGUUCCCAUGACAACAGCAGCCUCCGCUCCCUCAUUGAGAAGCCCCCUAUUCUUGGUGGCUCUUUUAAUCCUAUCACAGGGACCAUGCUGGCUGGCUUCCGCCUCCACACAGGCCCGUUGCCAGAGCAGUGUCGUCUGAUGCAUAUUCAGCCUCCCAAGAAGAAGAAUAAGCAGAAGCACAAACAGAGCCGUGCCCAGGAUCCGGUCCCCCCAGAAACACCAUCUGAUUCAGAUCACAAGAAGAAGAAAAAGAAAAAAGAAGAGGAUCCUGAACGGAAACGGAAGAAGAAAGAGAAGAAGAAAAAGAAGAACCGACACAGCCCUGACCACCCAGGCGUGGGCAGCUCUCAGGCCAGCAGCAGCAGCAGCCUCCGCUAGCAGGACCAGGGGACUCUGCCAGGAGGACCUUCCUGAUGUACUGAACCCGCUGACAAAAGCUGCCUUCCAGGCUCUUGGUCACUACCUUGGGAGCGUCCCCUGCAGUUGGGACAGAAGCCAGCUCCUGCUGUGCUCAGUUAAGAUGAACACAUUGUAAGAGAGAAGGGCUAUGCUUUUAUAAGCCUCAGCCCAGUUUGCUUUCUCAUGGACAUCUCUUCUUCUCCCAGGAAGCUUUCUUUUCAUCUCUUUUGUGCCAUUCGUCUGAUUUAGGACUUUAUCUGAUUUUUUAGGAUUUUUAUUUUCUUAAAAUUGCAUUUAUCAAACUGGCUGAAGUGUGGCUGCCUGUUAAGAGGUAAGUGCCUUUCUACGAGAGUCAGGGUUUAAGCCAAGGCAUGCUAAGAUCUGAGGGGAUUUGGGUCUUGUAUUACAUUAUCUCAUCAGCAGGCAGGGAAACAACCAAAAUGAGAUUGGGGAACCUGGUGCAAAGGCGAGGCAGAGCUUGCUAAUACCUUUCCACCGCAGACAGACGGCACUCUGCCUGUCAUGUUGAGAACGAGUAACCUGGAUGAUCUUCGGGCUCUGUCUCAAGGAGUGGAUUCACUUAGGUCUCAGCUGUGUUCGGGGCCAAUUUUGUGUUGAAACAGAGUAGCCAAUGGAAAAAGCACCCAGUCACCAACAUAUUUCAGCAAGGUUGCUUCUUGGUCAAGCCCAUCAUUUUUUGAAAUAAACCUCUGGCAAGCAAAGGUAAAUGCUUCUCAUUAUAAUAAGAACUUUUGACCUGCCU